Molecule: messenger RNA, 1726 nt
Organism: Carassius gibelio (silver crucian carp)
Lineage: Eukaryota; Metazoa; Chordata; Actinopteri; Cypriniformes; Cyprinidae
Product: leucine-rich repeat-containing protein 2
Exons: 10
Coding region: 45-1277 (410 amino acids)
Molecular function (GO): protein binding
Source: RefSeq, a predicted model, not a curated record
UCAUCGGGAGUCAUUUACGGAUCAGUGUGUGUGAUAGUGAGAACAUGUGGAAGCGUCCAGACGCCGUGACACGAGGAAUCAAAUCACACGCUGUAAAAAUAGCAGCUUGUUCUAAAUACAGUAGAGCUGUAAACAAGCAGAUAAACCUGGAAAGAAGCGCAGAGGAGCUGCUCGCAGACACAGCAUCAGUUCCCAUCAUGAAGGCGGACAGGAUCACUGACAUUCCCGUGUACGACCUCUCUGUGAUCCGACAGCUGUGGGAGGGACGAGUGAAGAAGUACAGACAGCGGCAGAAGAAAGAGGAAGAGCGCAUCAGUAAAAGUGCUCUGGCCAAGGUGGAUCAGCAGUGGCAGUAUCGCAUCGCGUGCAGGAAGCUGAAGAGCGCGGAGGUCACGGCGCUGCAGUGUUACCUGGAGAGAUCCACGCUCGGACAAAUACACACCGAGAACACAGACAAUAACACAGACAACAAGAAGUUCAUUUUUGAGUUGAACGGGAAAAAAUGGAUGAAAUUACCUGAAGAUCUUCAAUACAUGACUUAUCUCAAGGAAUGGCACAUCCAUGGGACCAGGAUUCCCGAGAUUCCCACUUACAUCGAGGCAUUUGUGGAUCUGCAAGUGCUGGACGUCCCGAAAAACGGACUGACGAAGCUUCCUCGUGAAAUAGGGAAACUGAUCAACCUCAGGGAAUUACGUGUGAAUUAUAAUAAACUGUUAACCAUUCCACCUGAACUCGGAGGAUGUGAGAAUCUGGAACGAUUAGAGAUGACCGCCAACAGAAACCUGGCCGAGCUUCCCUUCGAGCUGAGCAAUCUCAAAAAACUGAAGCACUUGGACAUAGCAGAAAAUCAGUUUGCCAGUAUUCCAGUCUGCGUGCUGCGCAUGGAAAGCCUGAAGUGUUUGGAUAUCAGCAACAACAGACUCAAAGACCUGCCCGAGGACAUUGACAGGCUCGAAGCGUUGGAGACGCUGUUCCUUCACAAAAACAAAGUGCGACACGUGCCGAUGACUGUGACGAAUCUGAUGCAUCUGAAGAUGUUGGUCAUCAGCGCAGACGAACUGUACAGCAUCCCGUCACAGUUAAUCGACAGCCCUAAUAUCAAAUUAAUCCGAUUAUACGACAAUCCAAUCAACCCUGAGAAUGAAGACAUGAGCAUGGACUCAGAAGCUCAGGAGGGACGAGACAAAGAGUUCAUGAAGACGUACAUCCAAACCCUUCAAGACAGAGACGCUCAGCCGUUGUACACCACUAAAGUCUCUCUGAGCUGCCUGCUGUAGAACCAGAUCAACGUCUGCUUCACGACUCGAAAGAUGCCACGGAUUGAAAUCAGUGUGUUUGAAACACUUCCACGGGAGUCUGUUUAUUCGUUUGUUCAUUCCGAGUUCAGUUAGAACUAAGAUGCAGGUUACACUGAGAAGCUGUCAGUAUCUGAAGGUUUCUUUUGUUGCAGCGUUUACUAUUAUUGAAGUUUUUUUUUUUUGACUGCAUCCCGAACACAUUUUGAUUUGGUUUUCUGUGAAGAUUUCCAUUGUUUAGUUUGUUUGACGUGACCAAAAUGUUUCACAGCAUGACGUUGAACCUUUUUCUGUCUGGAAGUCAAUGUUUUAUAAGAGUGCCGUUUUAAUUUAUUGCAGUUAAUUUUCCUAUUUUGCCUUCAGCCAUAAAUCAACAUGCAAACGUGCAUUUCUCUGUCAGAGUGUGAAACAAUAAAAAUGCAAUCCUGGAA